AUGGAAUUGUCAAUCUUUAAAAAAGCUUUAAAUGAUAACAUAAAACUAACCAUUUCCUUAAAAACAACAGACGAAGUAAAUGACGCGUUGGAUUUUCUAACGUCAUCAAUACAGUCCGCUGCUUUGUGCGCCUCCAUUACGAAAAAUAACAAAUCCUCGCAUAAUAAAACACGGCAUCACAUCCAAAUCUUACUAUCAUAGAAACGCAAGACUAGAGCCAAGUGGCAAAAAUUAAAAUUCCCCAUUGACAAGAUUAAACUUAAUCAAUUAAGUAACCAACCUGAAAAGGUAAUUAGGAAGCAUAAAAAUGACUCUUAUAAUUCAUAUGUUGAAGCUCUUUCAACAACCAACUGCUCCUUAUGGAAGGCAACCAAAUCCCAACUACGGUUAAAACAACCUUCUCCCCCUCUUCGCAAAGCAGAUCACUCUUGGGCUAUCACUGACCUCGAAAAAGUUAACAUAUUCGCUGAGCACCUAUCGAAAUGCUUUACUCUUCAUGAUAUACAGCCUAGUGCAUCACAACCAGAAAUAGUGGAUAGCUCUCUCAAUUCACCCCUUCCCAUGUCACUUCCCGCUAAAAACACCUCUCUGGGUGAAUUUGAACACAUUAUCAAGCAACUCCCUAUUAAAAAAUCACCAGGUCAUGAUCUAAUUAGUAAUGUUAUUACAAAGAACCUUCCCAAAAAAGUCAUUGUUUUUUUGUCACACAUAUUCAACGCCAUUUUCAGACUAUCGUACUUUCCAAACACUUGGAAAUACUCGGUCAUUAUUCUAAUACCUAAGCCCAAUAAAAUACCACAAGAUCCUGCCUCUUACAGACCCAUAAGUCUUCUCCCAACCUUUUCUAAAUUUUUGAGAAAAUUCUUUUAA
Messenger RNA from Cinara cedri, 870 nucleotides. The record is from the annotation of a GenBank genome assembly. NCBI's taxonomy places the organism in Eukaryota, Metazoa, Arthropoda, Insecta, Hemiptera, Aphididae.